AUGCAAAAUUGGUAUCACCUUCAGCACGAUCAGACGGGCGGGAACCAGCUCUUUGCCUCUGCCGUCUCGCUUCGUCCAAUCGCUGAUGCCGGUGUUCACGUGAAUCCCUCCAUCCGACGCGAGAUUGUACGCAAGUUGGAGCGUGAAAUGGACUUGCCCGCAAACCGCAAGGACUUCUUCUACUCUGCCAGUAUGGUCCAUGUCAAUGAAUACGUCUCCUCCUCGAAUGUGAACGAGUACAUACGCAGCGUGACGAAGAUAGGCGAGGGCGAGACGGAGGCAGAGGGAACUGUGGCACAUCCUUCCAAUCACGUUGUCAAGAUGCUUAGUGAACUCUUCGACUUCGCCUUGCUCCGCAGCCCCACCUUCCUUCUCCUCCUCGCAUCCAGCGUCUUUGGUCUCCUUGGUGAGUCUGUCAGCUUGUUAAACCCUUUUCUUCAUUUUUCCGCUUGGUAUUUGUGA
This is a messenger RNA of Hydatigera taeniaeformis, 462 nucleotides long. Lineage: Eukaryota; Metazoa; Platyhelminthes; Cestoda; Cyclophyllidea; Taeniidae. The record is from the annotation of a GenBank genome assembly.